Molecule: messenger RNA, 910 nt
Organism: Dalotia coriaria
Lineage: Eukaryota; Metazoa; Arthropoda; Insecta; Coleoptera; Staphylinidae
Product: trypsin-1-like
Exons: 2
Coding region: 104-859 (251 amino acids)
Biological process (GO): proteolysis
Molecular function (GO): serine-type endopeptidase activity
Source: RefSeq, a predicted model, not a curated record
AGUAUUUACUUAAACUCACGUUUCAAAAUCUAAAGUAGCUAUCAGAGAUAAAAUUACCGGUAUAUAUACCGGUCUCGUUGUCACAGUAAGACAUCGAGCAAUCAUGUUCAAGUUUGUCGUCCUCGCCGUUCUCGUAGCAUCCGCCGCUGCCAACGUCCGUCCUCGCCUUGAUGGCAGGAUCGUUGGAGGUGAAAAUGUCGACAUCACCGAAUACCCUCACCAGAUCUCCCUCCAGUACUACGGUAGCCACAUUUGCGGUGGUUCCAUCAUCGGCGACAAGUGGGUCGUGACUGCUGCUCACUGCACCGACGGUUCUUCUGCUUCUUCCCUCAGCAUCCUCGCUGGUGUCACCAACUUGAACGACAAUGGUCAACAGAUCAAUGUUCGUGCCAUCCACCAGAACCCCGACUUCUCCAUGAGCAACCUUGACAGCGAUGUCUCCGUUCUUGAGUUGUCCUCUGCUAUCAGCUUGGGAUCCAAUGCCCAACCCAUUACUUUGGCUUCCGAUGGUAGUGACCCAGCUGAAGGUACCGAUGUUAUCUGCACCGGUUGGGGCGCGACUUCCGAAGGUGGUUGGGGCAGUGAUGACCUUAAGGGAGUGAAGGUCCAGAUUGUCGGCCGUGAUCGUUGCAGCGACCAGUAUGGAUCUGGUAUGAUCUCCGAGAGAAUGAUCUGCGCUGGUGUUGACAAGGGUGGUAAGGACGCUUGCCAGGGAGACUCUGGUGGCCCACUCGUUGCUGAUGGUAAACUCGUCGGUAUUGUGUCCUGGGGCUACGGCUGUGCCCGCCCAGACUAUGCUGGUGUCUACUCCAAUGUUGGUGCUCUCCGCAGCUACAUCAAGGAACAAUCCGGUAUCUAAGUAAUUCGUCCAACUUCUUCAUAAUGAAAUGAAAUAAAUUUUAAGCAUAUA